CCGAAUAAUACUAAUUUUCCCACCUAUAGGUUAUGUCAAACCACAAGCCGUCGCUAGUUAUCUCCAUAAAUGGCGAGUCGAUACCUAGGUGGGAACUGCAUAGUUGGGGUAGGCGACUAGGCCAUUUGAUGAAUGCUACCUAAUAGUUUGACAUUUGACACUUCAUUAUGUCUAUAAAUAGUCGUCUUGAUAUUUCUCCAUGGCAUCAGACAUGGUUAUUUGGAAAAUAAAGAGGCCCGGAAGAAUGCUAUUUCUUAUGUAGGGAUAUAUAACGCUACGUUUCCCGCAGAAAUCUGUUAAUAUGAGACCCUUAUUCCUUGCUUUUGCUACCGGGGCUACGGCCUCAACAUCGUAUCUGGCGUGGACGGCGGACUCGUUUAUCCAACACGGCGUUGAACCGACCCAAGGCUAUGGCGAAGCAACUCUAUAUUCAGGGUACGAAGCCGCAUACGCGCUUACUCAGAACGAGACGUACGCAGAGUGGUAUCGGGGACAGAUCGAUGGCGCAGUAGUCCUAGAAAACGGCACAAUCAAGGACUGUAGAAGCGAUUUCUAUUCUUUAGAUAACUAUCGGAUCGGUAACAACAUCCUAUGGUGGUACGAGCGUACGGGGCUCGCAAAAUAUAAGAGCGCCGCGGAUGUCAUCCGCGCGCAGUUAGAUAGGCACCCGCGGACUGCUACCGGCGGCUUCUGGCAUCGCCAGCCCAACUACCCCAACCAGAUGUGGCUCGACGGCAUCUUCAUGGCGGAUAGCUUCUACGCGAAGUGGACGCGUUUGUUUGAUGCGGAGAACGAGACCGCAUGGGACGAUAUCGCGCGCCAGUACGAUAAUAUCGAUGCGCACACGCGAAAUCACACAUCUAAUCUCUUAGUUCACGGGUAUGAUGAGAGCAAGCAAGCAGUAUGGGCAGAUCCCAUAACUGGUGCCGCGCCGUUGGUAUGGUGUAGAGCUGUUGGCUGGUACUUUAUGAGUCUGCUUGAAGUUAUUCCUUUAUUCCCACCGCGCCAUCCCGGCCGCGAACGGCUCACCCGCUACUUCACGACGCUGGCGGCCGGUCUGAAGGAAGCACAGGACGAGAAUUCUGGUAAUUGGUGGCUCAUCAUGAGCGAGCCGUACCCAGGAGCACCAGGGAACUACAUCGAGAGUAGCGCUUCGGCCAUGUUCACCUUUGGUUGGCUGAAGGGUAUCCGGUUGGGCUUACUUGACGAGAGCGAGUAUCUCGAGCCGGCGCUCAAGGCGUACCGUGGACUUAUAGAGAAGUUUGUGAAAGUAGAUGACGAGGGCGCUCUGAAUUGGGAGGGGACUGUGGAAGUUGGUUCCCUAGGCAGUAAUGGAACUUACGAGUAUUAUAUCUCGAUACCCCUGGUUGAAAACGACCACAGGGGAGCUGGAGCUUUCAUGCUUGCGGCUUAUGAGAUAGAAAGACGUUAGAUACAUAUCAAUAACUAGUUCUUCGAUAGUUUGACGGUAUGACUGCCAGGUUUAUUACAUUAGUCUCGUUCCGGGAAUCCACACCAUAACUGAGGGCAUAGAUAUCACUUAGAGAUAUGCAAUAAGACUUGCUCUGAGAAUCGAUGGGUAGAAAAGAUUUUGUCGCGUAACAGCAUCGUUAUCCCUAUAACUACCUAAGGUACUUACAUAUGUAGGUGCUUGCUUAAUGUGCUUUCGGCAAUCUGCUUCCUAAGCGUCUUUCCGGUCAAGUUAUGUAGAAGACAAGCAUAUCGUAGUUGUACUGUGUAUGUGAGCCUCGACAUUUCGGCACAUCUGAAAGGACAGGGGUAAAUCAAGGCAUCCAGGUCUUUGUAGGCACCAAGCCUGAAGGAUCUCUGGCUCGAUGCUACGCUGCCGGUGCUGGAGUUGAAAAAUCAGGUUAUUCGCGCGCAGGGGUUGAAAAGGAAAAGGGGAAGGAAAUGAUUUGGUCGUGUUAACGGUCGGUACUAUGAAGUUAAUAUCGUAUGUAUCGCAGAGCUAAAGAUUUAAAUUUUUGAGCUGGGAGAUCCGCU
This is a messenger RNA of Daldinia vernicosa, 2004 nucleotides long. Its product is annotated as glycoside hydrolase family 105 protein. NCBI's taxonomy places the organism in Eukaryota, Fungi, Ascomycota, Sordariomycetes, Xylariales, Hypoxylaceae. The transcript is spliced from 2 exons. Gene Ontology annotation, biological process: carbohydrate metabolic process. The record is from RefSeq and is a predicted model, not a curated record. The coding region runs from base 302 to 1432 and encodes 376 amino acids.